Molecule: messenger RNA, 1038 nt
Organism: Candidozyma haemuli
Lineage: Eukaryota; Fungi; Ascomycota; Pichiomycetes; Serinales; Metschnikowiaceae
Gene: JIP5
Product: Jip5p
Exons: 1
Coding region: 1-1038 (345 amino acids)
Molecular function (GO): protein binding
Source: RefSeq, a predicted model, not a curated record
AUGGCAAUUUCGACAACGCAUCCGUUUCUUUUGACAGGGACUGAUAACGGACAUGCUCUUGUAUUUGACACUAGCGAUCUUGGCCAAAGCAAGCUUAAGUUCAAGUUGUCCCAGUUGCACGAAGAUUCAGUGAACAAGAUCCUCCCUAUGCCAGCUGUCUCUCCAUAUCAUUUUUUAUCUCUUGGCUCAACAACUCUUACUCAUUUCGACAUUAGAAAAGGGCCAAUCACGCAGUCUGACGACCAAGAAGAUGAACUACUCUCGAUGUGUUAUCCCACCGAGUUCGUGGAUAAGGGAAAAAAUGAUACUGUUUUAGUGUCACAUGGUGACGGUAUCGUCACUCUUUGGAGAGAAAGUACAAACAGAUUAUCCGAUCAAAUUCUGCGAAUAAAAGUUAACAAGGCAGCUUCAAUUGAUGCCAUUAUACCUACUAUGAAUGCUGGUGAUGACGAUAUGAACGACUGUGUUUGGUGCGGAGAUAGUGAAGGUCUUCUUCAUCGUGUAGACUACAAAAAAUCCAGAGUCGUUGAAACCCGUGCUCAUUCAGCCCUGAUGGGAAAAUUAGGCGCAUCAGACGAAGUUGGAGGACUUGAUAUUGACUUCGAAUAUCGACUCAUAAGUUCAGGAAUGGAAGGAUUGAAAAUUUGGACUGACCAAGGUGAAGCGAAUGGGUGUGAUGAUGAAGAACACAAUUAUAGUAGUGAUUCGGAGGAGGGCUCUCUGUCCGAUACUAGUUGUGACUUAGAUUCUAGUCAAUCUGAAUCAAACAUUGGGUCGGAUCUCGACCUUUCUGAUGAAGGCUCUGGAAAUGAAAGAGCGGUUAAUUUGGUCAAAAAGCGCCGUCAGCCAGUUCAGACUCAUGAUACGUCGCAGAAAAAGAAGAAAAUUGAUUUAAACAAGAUCACAAGAGAAGAUACGGCCAUCAGGGAGACGGAGAUUGACAACCAAAAACAGAGCAAACGAAAGGAGAAAAAUUCUAAUAAAGGUGCGAAGUCAAAGACAGGUAACAACGGGAUUAUGAAAUUUGAGGGUAUGUGA